AUGUCUACUUCCACUAGAAAAACAAUUUCACUUCCUACAAUCAACGAAGUUGAAGGAUAUAAAACAAUGGAGGCUCUGAUAAAAUUUUUAGGCGACCAAAAUAUAGGACUGGAUGAUGAUGAUCUCAAAAUUCUUCGAGUACAAAAACUUGUUGGCGAAGUUCUCCUCAGCUUGAACGUCGAUGAACUUAUACGAGCUGGGUUAAAACUGGGUCCGGCUAAAAAAAUUUCAACUUGGAUUGAAAAAAUCAAGGGCGAAGGAAAGGAGCAAAAGCUCCAAGCUGGAUCUGGUGUGGUCAAAUUUUGGAAAAAACUUCUUGACGCAAGAAUAAUCUUUCUGAUACCACAAGAUAUGAAGAGGGUUGAAUUAAAUGCUCUGAAUUCUUACUUUAUGAUAAAAGAUAAUCAGAUUUGCCUAGAUAAAGGUGUGAUUAUCGAUUCAGAUGGCAUACUAUACAAAAAUAGAGAAUGUACUGACGUGCGAUUGCCGUCAAUUCUGAUCAAUAGCUUCAGAGGAAUGCUGUGUCUACCGGAUGAUGGCCCAGCCUUUACUGGUUGCACAAUUACUGGUACUCCUGGUAUCGGAAAGACAUACUUUGAUGGUGAUGUGCAAGAAGGAGAUAUUAGCCUGUUUCGCAGAACACUGAAGAAUCCUAAUAACUUCCUUUUAAUUGAUGCGCAAGCUUCAACAUUUAAAUAUAAGGCCUAUAUGAUCCUGCUCACAUCACUGAAAGUAGAAAGAUUCAAUGAGGCUGUCAAAUGGUUGGAUCUUCAAUACAAGAAUAAGAAAAAUGAUGAAGGUGAAGAGUUCACACUUGAAUUAGUUGGGGAAUUGUUAGACAAGUGGAAAAAAUGUAUGAACUCUAUUGAUAAGUCAGGCAUGCCUACAGAUACAAUUAGUGGUAGACUUGUACAUCUUGAUGCAUAUGAGACUAAAACAAAGAUUGAUGUUCAUAAUUUUGUCGCAAGCAGUCAUGAGCAUCUAAUGAUCGCUGGAUUUCGUGGCAAUCUGUUCGAAGAUUAUGCUCAUCUGGAAUUGCAAAGAGGUGCACGUAAGAAAUAUUAUAACAGACCAAAAUCAAAGACAUUUGCAUUGAUUGAUUCUUUUAGCCUUGAUAACAAAACCUUGGACUUGUACCAAAUUACUAUCUCAAAGAACCAUGGCAUGAAGAUAAAAGGACUUAAUGACCUCAACAAAUGGAGGAAGGAUGCGAAUAACUUUAAUUUAUACUUUGUUGUACCACUGAACAUUUUUGAAACAUUCCUCCUGCAAAAAUACAAGACAACUAAAGACGAAGAUUGUAAGAAAAUUCCAGGAUGGAUUAAUAAAAUAACCCAAUAUGCAUUAGAGAUCGACUUCGGAAUUAAUAAAAAAGGAGAUGAUAAAAAUGAGGAUUCAUCAAAGAAGGAGAUGGAUAAUAAAGUCGUGAAAAAACGGAAGAUGAAAAAGAGUGAUGCGAUGUUGGGAGACGAUAAAAUUGGGGAAGCUUCAGGAAGCAACAUGGGUUCAGCACAGCAUAAUUUGAAGUGUUCUCGUGAUGCAGUGUUGGUAGAAAAUGAAAGUGGGGAAACGUCAAAGAAAGAAAAUAAAAAAGACGUGAAAAAACGAAAUCGA
Molecule: messenger RNA, 1614 nt
Organism: Cetraspora pellucida
Lineage: Eukaryota; Fungi; Glomeromycota; Glomeromycetes; Diversisporales; Gigasporaceae
Source: the annotation of a GenBank genome assembly